AUGACUGAACAACGCCUUAAAAAUAUUGAAGAUUCAUUCGAUAUUGUUGAAACAGUAGGUAAGGGUGCUUAUGGUGCUGUUUCCAAAGCAAAAAUGAAAGGAACAAAUCAAAUCGUUGCCUUAAAGAAGGUUUCUAGAGAUCAAAUUGCCAUGAAAAAUGGUUUCCCAGAAAACGCUAUGCGAGAAAUUAAAAUCCUUCGAGCAUUGUCUCAAAACGAAAACGUUGUUCAUUUAUUCAAAAUAGAAUCAGACUUACAAACAAAAGAUGUUUACAUGGUAUUCGAAUAUUGCGAGUUUGACUUACAAGGUUUAAUUUAUCAAUGGUUUACUUCCGGCAAAUUGCCGCAAGAAUUCGACAAAUACUUAAAAUACGUUAAAUGUUACUUUAGACAAAUAUUACAGGUCAUCUAUUUUUGUCAUUCAAGAAACAUAUAUCACAGAGAUAUCAAACCAAGUAAUAUUUACGUAAAGCUCGAUAAUACAAUUAGAAUGGGAGAUUUUGGCCUUGCACGUGAAUUUCCAAAAGAAAAAGAUAGAAUUUCCAAGGAAUCCUCCCCAUGGAACGUCGUUACAAUCUGGUAUCGUGCUCCAGAGCUUUGUCUUGGAGCCAAACAUUAUGGACCAGAGAUAGACAACUGGAGUUUAGGCUGUGUACUAUACGAAAUGAUUACAGGUAAGGUCUUAUUUAAAUCUCCUCUUGAUAACGGCAAAGAAAACGUAGUUUCCCAACUGAAAUCAAUUAUUUCGAAAUGCGGAACUUUCGAUAAGUGGCCAGAAGCCCAAGAAUACAUGUUCUACGAGAAGAACUACAAGGAAGCACUCAGUAGCUUCCAUGCUGAAGCUAGCAGCAUCAGACAGUACUUGGAACAAGUAAUUCCAGAAGAAGCUAAAGAAGCAAUUCCUCUCAUGGAAGGACUGCUUCAGGUGAAUCCGAAAGAGAGAAUGUCCAUAAGAGAGGCCUUCCUCCAUCCAUUCCUCGCAUCGCCAAACGACAGACUUAAUCCCGCAAAGCUGGAUAGACUAACAUUCGAUGAGAACCACGCAAUGAAGACAGAUGCAAAGCGUCAACAGGCUUAUCUAGCUAGAAAUCAAGUAGCAAGACCAAAACCUGCUAAAAUGUAA
Messenger RNA from Trichomonas vaginalis G3, 1122 nucleotides. Its product is annotated as cyclin-dependent protein serine/threonine kinase protein. Bases 1 to 1122 code for a protein of 373 amino acids. Gene Ontology annotation, biological process: regulation of G2/M transition of mitotic cell cycle; regulation of gene expression; protein phosphorylation. Gene Ontology annotation, cellular component: nucleus; cyclin-dependent protein kinase holoenzyme complex; cytoplasm. Lineage: Eukaryota; Parabasalia; Trichomonadida; Trichomonadidae. The record is from RefSeq and is a predicted model, not a curated record. Gene Ontology annotation, molecular function: ATP binding; cyclin-dependent protein serine/threonine kinase activity; cyclin binding. The transcript has a single exon.